AGCUCGCAGAGAGGAACCGGACAUGAAAUAAUUGGUGUGCAAACAACAAGAAUGCCUCUCCAUUAACAGUGAAGUGGGGUCACCAUCAACCUCCGUAAUCCAAUUUGCCUGUGACGCGUCUCACUUGUUGCCCACGAGCGAGCAGGAAAAGACGGGAGACAAUCGCUGGAUUGGAUUUUAAAUUUUCACCUUGGCGAGAGUCGCAAGAAAUAUGGAACGAAUAAAAGGAAAGUUGGCAGACGACGAUUUAAUCAGAAAAAGUGCCACUUUGAAAAGGGCUGUCAAGCUGUGCUGGAACAACGGCCGAGUCCCUAACUCCCAGGUUUAAUUGUGAGUCGCCAUGGGGUGACCGCUACGUGGGCGCUCGUUCUUAUAAUCUAUUUAGAAUGUCUUGGGAAUGGAAAAGAAGGAAAAACACAACAAAGACACACCUCGCCUCGGCACUGGUUUAUAAAGCAGAUUUUCGCUAGGCUAUUUUGCGCAUACCAAUACUGACCGCGACACAGGAAACAUCUACUCGGAGGCACAAGGGAUAAUCAGGAUGCACGAAUGCCUGAUUAUCCUGAGCAUACUAGCCUGCAGUAGUGCGGUCUUUGCAAACUCCUCAAACAAAACUCAUCACUGCUGUGCGCUGAUACAACAAGUCGAUGCCAAAGCAAACGUGUCGAAGGCAAUGAGUCAGCCCCAGGGUAUGCCAGAAAGGACGCGACGUUCGAUUGGUGGAGAUCGCGACACUCGAGCCAAGUUUACUAAAGCUCUCUUUGACACCAGCUCCAAAGAAUUUUUACCAGCCAGAGGCAGGCGCUCCAAAUUUCAAAAACUGAAAGAAAUGAGUUCUGCUGAAAAUCCAUUUUGGGCUGCCAGAGGACGGCGAGCAUUUGAUUCAUCCAACGAAGACCCAUUUUGGGCGGCAAGAGGCAAAAAGCUAUUGGAGAGCUCGAUAGAGAGCACAGAUCCUUUCUGGGCCGCGCGUGGAAAGAAGUUGAUUGACAGCUCUGACGAAAAGGACGACCCGUUCUGGGCCGCUAGAGGCAAGAAAUUACUCGCGGUGGUUUCAGCUGAAGAACCAUUUUGGGCCGCUCGAGGCAAGAAACUGUCUUUACAAUCGUCGUCUGUUGAGGAAGACCCAUUUUGGGCUGCACGGGGCAAAAAGUUGGAAUCGUCAGGCGAGAACCCCUUCUGGGCUGCCAGGGGGAAAAAGUUAUUGUUUCAGUCGUCAGCUGAAGAGCCUUUUUGGGCUGCCAGAGGAAAGAGAGGGCUAAAGAUCCCGGCCGAAAAUCCAUUUUGGGCCGCCCGCGGCAAAAAGAGGCUGGAGUCAGCGUCGGCGGAAAAUCCUUUCUACGCUGCAAGGGGCCGCCGGUCCGGACGGAGCAAGGAAGCGCCCCCCGAUUCCAAAGAGGACCCGUUUUACGCACCCAGGGGAAAGAGGAACGCUCCCAAGGUUAUUGACGCUUCCAAGGAACUGGCAGGAAUCCUGAAGCCGAGAGCCAAUCGACAACCUGGCGAUGAAUUUUGGCCCGCUAGAGGUAAGCGCCUUUUAGCGUCAAGCGCCAAUAAUUUGCAGAGCUUCUGGCUCAACGCAGCAAAGAAAGAUAGCAGCAGCAACCCUUUGGCUGAACUGGACGAGGAAGGAGAUUUCUGGGCACGUGUGUUCGGCUUAGAUGAGGAUUCUGACGUCAACGUAUCAGACGUGGUUGCUCAAAUUUUGGGCAUCCGCACCAACACGCAAAAGAUUAAGAAAGAGAUGGGAAGGGAAGCGCCUGUCAACCCAUGGUAUUCAACUGACUUUUGGGCCACUAGGGGAUGAGCAGUUGUUGCAAACGCCACUUUAUGUAAUUACAUGCUGCUGGACGCUACGUUGCACAUGUUGACACUUUGGUUGAUGAUGAGAUUGGGAAUCAAUAAAAACAACCCAACCUGA
Cloeon dipterum is the source of this 1921-nucleotide messenger RNA. It is a transcript of the gene natalisin, whose product is annotated as natalisin. The transcript is spliced from 4 exons. The record is from RefSeq and is a predicted model, not a curated record. NCBI's taxonomy places the organism in Eukaryota, Metazoa, Arthropoda, Insecta, Ephemeroptera, Baetidae. Bases 542 to 1807 code for a protein of 421 amino acids.